This is a messenger RNA of Selaginella moellendorffii, 2371 nucleotides long. Its product is annotated as phenylalanine ammonia-lyase. Gene Ontology annotation, cellular component: cytoplasm. Gene Ontology annotation, molecular function: ammonia-lyase activity. The transcript has a single exon. NCBI's taxonomy places the organism in Eukaryota, Viridiplantae, Streptophyta, Lycopodiopsida, Selaginellales, Selaginellaceae. Bases 302 to 2308 code for a protein of 668 amino acids. The record is from RefSeq and is a predicted model, not a curated record. Gene Ontology annotation, biological process: L-phenylalanine catabolic process.
CUUCACAGCCAUGACAGUCUACCCUUUGUUAAAAAUGCAAAGUCACAUACUUUGUGUUAUUGAGUAACCUUUUGGAAUCUUGGGCAUUCAGGCAGUUCUUCCGGCGCCUGGUAGCGUGCCAUGGCUUGUCUGCCCUACUCCUAUCUUGCCUGCUCGCCAUGCCGAUGGCAACUUUCCCUUAACGCGUAGGAAACAGCAAGAGCCACGUAGAAAGAGCUAACGAGAGCCCAUUUCGACUACUUUUCGCCAUUAGAACGAAGACGGUUCAGGUGUGUGUGAGAUCAGAUCUAGGACUUGUGAAAUGGGAAGUGCAGAUGCAUACCCCAUGGAUGGAGUUGAUAGCCACUUGAAGGAAGUUCGUAGGAUGGUCAAGGGUUUAGACAACGCCAGCAUGAUAGCGCUCGAGGGCACUGCCCUGACAAUCGAGCAAGUCACAGCAGUUGCUAGGCGCGCUGACCACGUCCAUGUUGAGCUUGCUGUCCAGAGUGCCAAAUCUCGAGUGGACAAAUGCGCAGAGUGGGUCAUGGAGAGUGUCGCGAAAGGAGUCGAUACCUAUGCAAUCUCCACUGGCUUCGGAGCUCACUGCAAUCGAAGGACGGCAAAUUUCUCGGGCCUACAGCAGGAGCUAAUCCGCUACUUGAAUGCUGGCAUCAUGGGCACCAAUCCAAGCAAUGUCUUGCCUGUUCAUGUCACGCGCGCCACCAUGCUGGUGAGGGCCAACUGUUUGGUGCAAGGCUACUCGGGAACACGUUGGGAGAUCCUGGAUGCCAUUGUCAAGCUCAUCAAUGCUCAAGUUACGCCCAAAGUUCCUCUCCGAGGAUCAAUCACUGCUUCGGGGGAUCUCAUGCCGCUGGCCUACAUUGCAGCCGUUCUAACCGGAAGACCAGAUUCAGUAGCUUUCACCAGAGAUGGAAGCGUCACCUCUGCUCAAGAAGCCCUCAAGCUUGCGGGAGUUGAAGCUCCAUUCGAACUGCGGCCCAAGGAAGGAAUAGCGCUUGUGAAUGGGACUUCGGCGGGUGCAGCUCUGGGAUCUCUCGUUUGCUUCGAUGCCAACGUUCUCGUCGUCUUUGCUGAAGUCCUGACUGCCAUGUUUUGCGAAGUCAUCCACGCACGCAGCGAGUUUGUAGAUCCGCUCAUCCACAAGCUGAAGCGCCACCCUGGGCAGAUCGAAGCUGCGGCAGUCAUGAACCACGUCCUUCAAGACAGCGCUUUCAUGGCGUCCGCAGCUAGACUGAACCAGGUUGACAACCUCAAAAAGUUCAGGCAAGACCACUACGCAAUACGAAGCUCUCCGCAAUGGCUAGGCCCCCAGAUCGAAGUCAUCCGCCAUGCAACUCGCUCCAUCGAGCGAGAGAUCAACUCGGUCAACGACAAUCCCGUGAUCGACGUUGCGCGUGACAAGGCGCUGCACGGUGCAAACUUCCAAGGCACUCCCAUCGGUGUCGCGAUGGACAACGUGAGAAUCGCCCUGGCCGCAAUCGGGAAGCUCGUCUUUGCUCAAUUCUCGGAGCUGGUCAAUGCCAGCUUCAACAACGGGCUGCCUUCCAACCUGUCAGCUGGUGCGGACUCGUCCCUUGAUUAUGGAUUCCAUUGCGCAGAGAUUGCCAUGGCUGCCUACAUGUCCGAGCUUGCAUACUUGGCGAAUCCCGUCACCACCCACGUUCAGACGGCCGAGCACCACAAUCAGGCAGUCAACUCUCUCGGACUCGUCUCCGCGAGGAAAUCCGAAGAGGCCGCUGAGAUUCUCAAGAUGAUGCUGUCCACGUACUUGUUGGGCAUCUGCCAGGCGAUCGAUCUGAGGCAUCUGGAGGUGGCAUUGCAAGGAGCUGUGAUGAAAGUUCUCUCCUCGAUCGGGGAUGAGUUCUUCCCGGCUGCCUGUGUUGAGAGCAUGCUGCUCGAAGUGGAGAAGCAGUAUACGUUCAGCUUCAUUGACGAUGCAAUGGACGGCUCCUCCACACUACUAAACAAGCUGAGGCAAGUCUUUCUCGCCAAUCCCACCACGCAGGGCUGCUCGGUCAGGAAAUUUGGCGAGUUUAAAGAUCGAUUGAAACCAAAACUGGAGGAGGCGAUUGCCACAACCAGGAAAGAGUCCCUGGACAAACCUGCGACUCAUAUCAUAGAGAAGUGCGUCUCAUACCCGCUGUACCAGUUUGUUCGUCAUGAACUGGGCACGGAGAUGCUCACAGGGGGUGGCCUGGAAGGAAGAGCUCCCAAGCAGGACCUGGACAAAAUAUACGAUGCAUUCUGCAAUGGGAGCCUGAUGGAGCCGCUCUUCAAGUGUCUUGAAGGGUUUGAGCAGCAUGGCUGAGGGAGUUAAUCAAAUAAAGGACUGCAUAGCAAAAUCUUUAUGUGCAGGAGGCAAAAGAAAGAG